AUGCGUCUCCGUGAUGUGUCUCCGCGGAUGGGACCGGCUCUUUGUGUCGCCCUGUCCCCCACAGAGCCCCUCAGUCCCGGGCCUCUCAAGACUCGGCCUCUCAAGACUCGGCCUCUCAAGACUCGGCCUCUCAAGACUCGGCCUCUCAAGACUCGGCCUCUCAAGACUCGGCCUCUCAGACUCGGCCUCUCAGACUCGGCCUCUCAGACUCGGCCUCUCAGACUCGGCCUCUCAGACUCGGCCUCUCAGACUCGGCCUCUCAGACUCGGCCUCUCAGACUCGGCCUCUCAGACUCGGCCUCUCAGACUCGGCCUCUCAGACUCGGCCUCUCAGACUCGGCCUCUCAGACUCGGCCUCUCAGACUCGGCCUCUCAGACUCGGCCUCUCAGACUCGGCCUCUCAGACUCGGCCUCUCAGACUCGGCCUCUCAGACUCGGCCUCUCAGACUCGGCCUCUCAGACUCGGCCUCUCAGACUCGGCCUCUCAGACUCGGCCUCUCAGACUCGGCCUCUCAGACUCGGCCUCUCAGACUCGGCCUCUCAGACUCGGCCUCUCAGACUCGGCCUCUCAGACUCGGCCUCUCAGACUCGGCCUCUCUGCUCUCAGACUCUGCCUCUCAGACCCAGUCUCCCAGAUCCGGUCUUCUAG
This is a messenger RNA of Knipowitschia caucasica, 648 nucleotides long. Lineage: Eukaryota; Metazoa; Chordata; Actinopteri; Gobiiformes; Gobiidae. The record is from the annotation of a GenBank genome assembly.